Molecule: messenger RNA, 1398 nt
Organism: Penicillium soppii
Lineage: Eukaryota; Fungi; Ascomycota; Eurotiomycetes; Eurotiales; Aspergillaceae
Product: aminopeptidase P family protein
Exons: 3
Coding region: 1-1398 (465 amino acids)
Molecular function (GO): manganese ion binding; metalloaminopeptidase activity
Source: RefSeq, a predicted model, not a curated record
AUGACUUCUGUGGAUAAUAUUCUCACUGGCAAAUAUCCAGCCAAGGCCCAUGCCCGUCGUGUUGCUGAUCUCCUGAAGGCUCGGCAUGGCGGCGCCGGAGCUAUCUAUCUUGAGGCUCAAAAAACUCGAAUGAUCGAGGAUAGCGAUGAGACUAUGCCAUUUAGGCAACGUCGUCCCUUCUUCUAUCUCACUGGGUGUCUUUUGCCCGAUGCCGCCGUGGUAUACGAUGCCGUCGCAGAUCAAUUGACUCUGUUCGUCCCUCCUAUCGAUGAGGAGUCCGUCAUUUGGUCUGGUCUCCCUCUGUCUCCGGAAGAGGCUUCCAAACUCUACGAUGUGGACCGCGUUCUGUUCACAACCGAUAUCAAUUCAACUUUGGCGUCGAUCGCCUCGACCCACAAUGGAAAAACUGCCGCGUUUUCAAUUGCCGAACAAGUAUCAGAGGGCACCAGCUUCAAAGGGUUUGCUGAAACAAAUGUUUCUGCCCUGAAGACUGCCAUCGAGGAUACUCGUGUUAUCAAGGAUGCAUACGAAGUUGCGCUCCUGAGAAAGGCAAACGAGAUCUCAACUAAGGCUCACGUCGCUGCCAUCGAGGCCGCCAAGACUGCCACUAAUGAGCGCCAGAUCGAGGCUGCUAUCAUCGGUGCUUGUAUUGCCAAUGGAUGUCGCGAGCAGUCUUACCACCCCAUCGUCGCUGGUGGUGAGGGCGGUGCUACUCUUCACUAUGUUCGGAACGAUGUGGACCUCAUCGAUCCUGACACUAAACAGCGCAAGAACAAUGUUCUCAUCGAUGCCGGUGGUGAAUACCAGACUUACUGUGCCGAUAUCACCCGCGUCAUUCCUCUGAACGGAAAGUUCGCGACUGAGACGCGCCAGAUCUACGAGAUUGUCCUCCAGAUGCAAAUGGAGUGCAUUGCUAUGCUGAAGGAAGGCGUGUGUUGGGAUGACGUGCACGCUUUGGCACAUCGCAUUGCUAUCCGUGGCUUGUUGGAGCUGGGUAUUCUACGUGGAUCCGAGGAGGAAUUGUUCGAGAAGCGCAUUAGCGUCGCCUUCUUUCCCCACGGCCUCGGCCACUACCUCGGAAUGGACACCCACGAUACCGGUGGUAACCCCAACUAUGAAGAUAAGGACACCAUGUUCCGCUAUCUCCGCGUCCGCGCUAAUCUGCCCGCUGGCUCUGUGAUCACCGUCGAGCCCGGUAUCUAUUUCUGUCGCUUCAUCAUCGACCCCGUCCUGAAUUCUCCCGAGACCGGCAAGUACAUCGAUGCCGAGGUCUUGAAGCGCUAUUGGAAGGUCGGAGGAGUCCGUAUUGAGGACAACAUCCACAUCACCAAGGAUGGUUUCGAGAACUUGACCACGGCCCCCAAAACCAUUAUGGAGGUUGAGAGUCUGGCAAUGUAA